Astyanax mexicanus (Mexican tetra) is the source of this 1527-nucleotide messenger RNA. RefSeq lists its product as uncharacterized. The transcript has 2 exons. Gene Ontology annotation, molecular function: nucleic acid binding; aspartic-type endopeptidase activity; zinc ion binding. The record is from RefSeq and is a predicted model, not a curated record. Gene Ontology annotation, biological process: proteolysis. The coding region runs from base 1 to 1527 and encodes 508 amino acids. Lineage: Eukaryota; Metazoa; Chordata; Actinopteri; Characiformes; Acestrorhamphidae.
AUGUUCCAGGUUUUCAUGCUUCAACAACAAGAACGGGACGAGUUAUGGAGAAAAGAAGCGGGUAAACAAGAACAGAGAUGGCGUUCAUUACAGCACCAGUUCACGCUUCUACAGCAGAUGACUCGCGCCGAGAGCCAUUCAGCCGACGAAGGAGGAGCAGCAGCAGCAGUACCUGGCAACUCUACACAGAUACUCCGACACAGCGGAGCUGCGGCAAGCGGGAGAGAAGGAGUACAAGCUUCGAACCAAGACAGCUUCCAGCUCUUGAAGGCAAGGCCAGAGAAGCAUAUAUCUCCAUGGACACUGGACAUCAGCAGCUACGCCAAGGUAAAAGAAGCAAUACUCCAAAAGUUUGAAAUAAAUAAGGACACAUACAGGCAGCAAUUCAGACAUGCCCACAUCAAACCCAAAGAGACUCCAAGAGAGCUACACUGCAGGCUGAAAGGACUGUAUGAGAAGUGGAUCAGACCGAAGGAGAAAUCCAAAGAUGAAAUCGGCGAUGCCAUCGUUCUGGAACAGUUCCUGAGUGUGUUGAACCCGGAGUUGAGACGCUGGAUUAUAGAACGCAGUCCUGAGUCAACAGCCAGAGCCGUGGAGUUGGCGGAGGCGUUCAUUACAGCGCGACGGUCGGAUGAAGACUUCAACUUCAGCAAGGGCAGAAGCAACCAGCCAGCAGAGAAGCCAGGUAAGUCUGAUGGUGAUUUUGGUAAAUGUCUUAAUGCCUAUACCAAAAAUAGCAACGUAGAAGGUCGCUGGCAGAAAGCUAAAGCUAAAACGGGCUAUGGUAGCGGAUACAGCUAUAGCAAUAGCAGAGUGCAGCAGCCUAAUACUACGGUUAAAUGCUAUAAUUGUGGCCAACAGGGCCAUAAGAGCAGGGAGUGUCCAGCAGUAGAUCGCAGUGCUAGUAAACUGUGUUAUGUACCUAAACCGGACAGGAAAGGUGAAGUUGCACCAAACAUGGACACAGUUAUUACCAUCAUAAUCGGUAAACGAACCCAUAAAGCUUUAAUAGACACAGGAGCCAGUCAAACCCUGAUCACCAAACAAAGCUUACCAGGACCCCAAAUAUUUCACGACAGCAAGUUAAGAGUUAAAUGCGUACAUGGGGACGAGAGAACUUACCCUACUACUAACGUGAAAAUUGAGAUAAAGGGACAGGCCUAUAUGCUCAAGGUGGGGGUAGUAGAUAGACUGCCUUACGACGUAAUCCUGGGUAGAGAUGUUCCAAUUUUAUUAGAUCUGCUUAGUGAAAAUAGUGUCACGGCUAGUGUAUAUGCGGUCACUAGACAGCAGACUAAGUUGAGUGAAAGUGCUGAGAACAAGCAAAGGGCAGAACAGCUGCCAUUCUCUACAGCAUGUCGUGUACGUAAGAGCAAAAGAGAAAAGCGGCAGGCCAAGGUCAGAGGUACUAGGGUGGAGGAGCAACUGUCUGUACCGAGCUUGGAGGAUCCAAAAUUCCCAGCUGAUAUAGGUAGCUUACAGAAGGCAGAUGAAACCCUUAAAAUACUCUUUAAUAGGGCUCUUUAA